Molecule: messenger RNA, 1092 nt
Organism: Ilex paraguariensis (yerba mate)
Lineage: Eukaryota; Viridiplantae; Streptophyta; Magnoliopsida; Aquifoliales; Aquifoliaceae
Source: the annotation of a GenBank genome assembly
UCGAGGAGCUUCGUUUCCUAUUGCAGAACCAGGACGCAUCCAAAAAGGAUCUAUUUUCAGGUCCAAUGGAGCAAAUGGUGGCUGAAAAUGGAGUUCAAAAGGUUGAGUUGCUUGCUGCGAUUAAUGAUGACCAUGGAGGUGUCAUAGUGGAAAUGAAGGAGUCGAUGGACUCCAAGGUCUUUCUUUCAUUGCUUAGAGCUUCAUUAUCACAUUGGAAGCUACAGGGCAAAAGGGGUGUUUGGAUAAAAUUGCCCAUUGAACUUGCAAAUCUUGUUGAAACUGCAGUUAAGGAGGGAUUCUGGUUCCACCAUGCCGAGCCUCAUUACCUUAUGCUUGUUUACUGGAUUCCAGAAACUGCUAAUACCAUCCCUGCAAAUGCUACACACCGAGUACGUGUUGGUGCUAUUGUCUUGAAUGACAAGAGAGAGUUGCUUGUAGUCCAGGAGAAAAGCGGCAAAUUCCAAGGAACAGGUGUGUGGAAGAUCCCUACUGGAGUUCUUGAUGAGGGUGAGGAUAUCUUUGCUGCAGCAACAAGAGAAGUAAAAGAAGAAACUGGAAUCGAUACAGAGUUUGUUGAAAUACUAGCAUUCAGGCAAUCCCACAAGUCAUUCUUUGAGAAGUCAGACUUAUUCUUUAUAUGCAUGUUGCGCCCACUCUCUUUUGGCAUCCAGAAGCAAGAACUAGAAAUUGAGGCAGCCCAGUGGAUGCCAUUUGAGGACUAUGCAGCUCAACCUUUUGCUCAGAAACACAGUGUUUUCAAGUAUAUUAAUGAAUUAUGCUUAGCCAAGAUAGACAGAAGCUACAAUGGUUUUUCUCCGAUGCCAAUGACAUCAUUUUUCAAUGAUCAGAUAAGUUAUUUGUAUUUGAACAACCAGGAUUUCAACCAGCAAAAUUCUACUGUGGAUUCCUGAAGAAUUAGUGUCAAUUGUUAUAGUAUUUCUCUCAUAAUCAAUUGCUCAGCUUUCUCGAAUAGACCGAGUGAAAGAAGAAUUUAUAGUUUAUGUGAUUCAUCUCUUAUUGCUGCUGCCAUGACAUGGACUAUGAGUAUGAAAAUUUUGCUAUGAAGUGCUCCGAAUGGCAAUAACAUGAGGA